Messenger RNA from Bufo bufo (common toad), 6179 nucleotides. RefSeq names its product myosin phosphatase Rho interacting protein (gene MPRIP). The coding region runs from base 180 to 6149 and encodes 1989 amino acids. NCBI's taxonomy places the organism in Eukaryota, Metazoa, Chordata, Amphibia, Anura, Bufonidae. Gene Ontology annotation, biological process: actin filament organization. Gene Ontology annotation, molecular function: actin filament binding. The record is from RefSeq and is a predicted model, not a curated record. The transcript has 16 exons. Gene Ontology annotation, cellular component: actin cytoskeleton.
CCGCCGCCUCUCGCCCGGUUCGUUCCAAUGUCUCAGUAAGCGGCGGAGAGCAGAGCGGGGGAAGCGGGCGGGAUUACAGCGGCAGCUGCGCUCCCCGGGAUGUGAGUGUGACCCCGAGUGAUGGGGGAGCGCCCCUAGUCUCCUCUCAUCCGCUGCUGCUGUGUCACCCGGCCCUCGCAAUGUCUGUGAAGGAGAAUCCGUGUAAGAAGUUCCAGGCCAAUAUCUUCAACAAGAGCAAAUGUCAGAACUGCUUCAAGCCCCGGGAGUCGCAUCUCCUGUCAGACGAGGACCUCAAUCAGGCCAAGCCCAUUUACGGAGGAUGGCUUCUUCUUGCGCCAGAGGGCACCGAUUUUGACAACCCAAUGCACAGAUCCCGGAAAUGGCAGCGGCGAUUCUUCAUCCUGUACGAGCACGGCCUGCUGCGCUACGCCCUGGACGAGAUGCCAACUACUCUACCACAGGGGACCAUCAACAUGAACCAGUGCACGGACGUCAUAGACGGGGAGAGCCGCACUGGACAGAAGUUCUCCUUGUGCAUCAUGACCCAGGAGGAACAUUUUAUCAGGGCAGAGAACAAAGAAAUAAUCAAUGGGUGGCUCGAAAUGUUAGCCGUUUACCCUAAGACCAACAAGCAGAAUCAAAAGAAGAAGAGGAAAGUGGAGCCCCCCACUCCACAGGAACCUGGACCAGCCAAAAUGGCGGCAACCAGCACAGGGAUACCCAAUGCAGAAAAGGUUCCUGCCACCAAAUCCACUCUCUGGCAAGAGGAAGCGAAGAACAGGAAUGGACAGGAGAGUGGCAGCAACAGUCCCAUCCAGAGUCCGGUCCACAUGCCUUCUUCCCCAAGUGAGCCUGCACCAGACAGCAAAGUCGAUGGAGGCUUGGUUAAUGGAGACCGAGUUGACGGCGGACGCAAGACUCGAGUGGAAAGCGGCUAUUUCUCACUAGAGAAGACUAAAGACUUUAAAUCUGAAGAACAGCUGUUACAGAGCCCACCUUCACCUUCCACCCCCGAUGCGCCCAGCAGGUAUAGUGUCCACAGUGCAUUCAACCAGGAGCAAGGUCCCUUUUCUCCCCCAGGUAACGGGCACUGCCUGUCGCCGGAACCUCAUGUCAAUCAUGGAACACCAACUGCCCUUCAUGUUGCCAACCGGGAGUAUGUCAUCCUGGCUGAUGUACCCCGAGCACGCAGGAUCAGUCACAGGGAGGUUUUCCAGGUAGAGAAGAAGCGACUGGAACAGAAAACUAGGGCCCGGAGCCCAGGCAGGGAAGAAGUGGCACGGCUAUUUGGACUGCGGAGAAGGCGUUCUCUGGUCAUUGAGAAGUUUGAAGCUUUGGACAUCGAGAAGGCAGAACACAUGGAGACCAGCUGUUCCACCGCCCCCAGCAGCGAGGCCCGGCAGGGCCGCAGUGAGAAGCGCACCUUCCCAAGGAAAAGAGACGAGACAGGGGGGACCUCUAUUCCUGAUGUGUCGGCUUCUCAUGUUUCACCAUACCGAAGGGCCAAGUCCCUGGAUCGUCGAUCCACAGAAUCCUCCAUGACGCCGGACCUAUUGAACUUCAAGAAGGGUUGGUUGACCAAGCAGUAUCAGGAUGGGCAGUGGAAGAAGCACUGGUUUGUGCUGACUGACCAGAACCUGAGAUAUUAUAGAGAUUCUGUGGCAGAAGAGGCUGCUGACUUGGAUGGGGAAAUUGAUCUGUCCACCUGUUAUGAUGUCACUGAGUACCCGGUCCAGAGAAAUUAUGGGUUCCAGAUUCAUACAAAAGAAGGGGAGUUCACUCUUUCUGCGAUGACCUCGGGAAUUCGGCGGAACUGGAUGCAGACCAUCAUGAAACAUGUGCGACCCAACACUGCCCCUGAUGUCACCAGCUCGUUGCCCGAGGAGAAGAGUAAAACAGCAUCUUCGUUUGUCUCCAGUUCCAUCCAAAGUGAAAAGCAGGAUUCGGAGCACUCGGACGCAGAUGGAGAGCAGAAGAGGAGCCGGGCACGGGAGAGAAGAAGAGAAGGGCGUUCCAAGACCUUUGACUGGGCAGAGUUCCGACCCAUUCAACAAGCACUGGCUCAAGAACGAGCUCAAGCAGCUGAGGUGACAAAGUCGGUUUCUUGUUAUGACACCACUGACUCCAAGAAUGAUCUUGGGGAGCUGGAGAGGGAACGAAUACGGCGGAGAGAAGAACGCAGGAAAAGGUUUGAGAGCUCGGACUCUGUGGAGGAGUCUACGGGUGAAGAAUCCUCACGUAUGGAGGUAGAUAAAGGACCGGCGUCUUCUGAUUCCAUUGACAUUAGGCCAAAUGUUCAAGUGGAAAUUGAGCAGCGCUGGCAACAAGUAGAAACCACUCCAUUAAGGGAAGAAAAACAAAUACCCAUUGCUCCAUUGCCUUUAUCCAGUGCCUCCCCCAAACGCACCACUGAAGAUAUUACAGUACUCUUGGAAAAGCAGCUGGAGCAGAGUCAGAAAGAAGUGUCUGAUCUUCUGGCCGAAAACCUAGUGCUGCAACAGAGACUCAAGAUGGCCUUGGAACAACAACAAAAUGCGAGAGAUGGAUAUGUGUUACAGACUGAAUUGGCAGAUCCAUCUUCGGAUGCUUGGCAGAGACUCCAUAAAGUCAAUGAAGACCUUCAGAACGAGCUAGAGGCGCAGCGUAAGCGUCAGGAAAUGCUCAACCAUCAACUGCAGAGUAUCAAACACAGUUAUGGAGAAGCCAAGGAUAUCAUCAGACAUCACGAGGCUGAGAUUCUGAAUCUUCAAGCCCGUCUUAGCAGUGCAUCCGCCGAGCUUUCCAUUAAGGAGCAAGCUCUGACCAAACUAAAAGGAGACCUUAAGUUUGAAAAGGAAAAGGCUCAUGAAAUGCUGGAAGAAUGGAAAAACAGUGAGGUGGCACUAAGCUCCCAGCUUAAGGUCAGCCAGCAGAAGCUGAAAGAAGUAGAAGCUUUGCUUUUGGAGAAAAGGCAGGAAAUGCGUGAGCUUGAAAUGCAACAAGCUCUGCAGAAGGACUAUCAAAAGGAAGCACAAAGGUUGCAAGACAAGCUUGCAAGUCUGCAGGCUCAGCUGGAUGCAAGUGAACAAGCGCAAAGACUGAUAGAAGAGAGACUUCAGAUGAAUUAUGAGGAAUUGUUAGACCGCUCGGAAAAGGAGAAACAACUAUUAAUCCUCAACUUGAAAGAAACAGAAGCCCGUCUUGUAGAAUAUGAAGAUAAACUGCAAGAAAAAGACCAGGUGAUGGAGGUAUUACAGAAAGAGAAGCUCAAUGAUGGUGCCGAAGCUAGCGUAUUAGUUCACCACCUGGAAGAACAGCUGGUGGGAAGGGAUGGCGCUAUUCACAGAUUGAAAGAAUGGAUCAGAGAGCUGGAGUUCGAACGGGACCAGCUUAAAACUACAUGUCAAGAAAUGGUCCAGCAGAUUGCUGGUUCAGACUCUGACAUCUCAAGUUUACAAAACAGAAUUCAGGUUCAAGAAAUGGAGUACAAUCAGUUGAGGAGUUCAUUCGAGAAAUCAACAGAGGACAUCCUCAAAGUUCAAGAAUGUCUCAGAGCCAAAGAAGAAGAUUUGAAAAAUGUCUAUGAGGCUCACAGGAGGCUUAUGGGAAAAAAAGAUCAGGAUAUUAAUGAGGCACUUAUUAAGAUGGCAGCUCUGGGAAGCAGUCUGGAAGAUACUGAGACAAAACUGAAAGCCAAAGAAGAGGCGUUGAAAAGCUUGGGUGGGUUAUGUUCGGACUCUCAAGCAAAAGAAAUCGAGUCUGUAUAUCUUCAAUUAGAGACUGCAAAAUGUAGAAUUUCAGAGAUGGAACACUGUCUACAAGCAGAAGGCGGGGCUGUAUUUAGGGAAGAGUCGAAAAGAGAUGGUCUCAUGGAAGUUGUCCAUGAUGUGCCACUAGCCACUGCUGACAUAAAUGCUUGCACUCACUUUACAGAAAAAGAACAAGAGACAGGAGUAAAAAGACAGAGGAUACGAUUUUCCAGUAUUCACUGUCAGAGAUAUGCUCCUCUUGACAGCACUGAGAAAACAUGGACAAGUUGUCCUCCCCCUGAUACAAACCAGGAGCAAUCUUCCUCUGAAGGAAGCAUCUCGCCUGAAGUUACUGUUCCAUAUCAAUCUUCUGGAGCUAACGACUUGGAUAGUUGUUUGUCCAUUAUCCAUUCUAUCGAAAGUAAGCUAUAUCUAACAGAGGAAAAUCUGAAAGAUCUGACUCUAAAGCUGGAAAAUGAAAAGACCAGUCAUAAGGAGACCCUUUUGGCCCUUCACAAUCAGUGGGCAAAUGCUGAGGCCAGUCUUAGGGAACAGCUACAAACUAGUAUAUGUCAGGUCAACUCUAUGGCAAAACAAUUGGAAGAGAUGCAAAGAGAGAAAUUAAGUUGCCACUCGGAUAUGACCAGAAAAGAAAUUGUAUGUUGCUUAGAAGCUUGUGGUAAUCUUCAGAAAGAACUACAUGAAGCAGAUGAAUCAUACCCAACCUCUUACUCACUGCCCAGCAUUAAACAUGGUUUGUCUGGCAUAAUUAAUUCUUUACAAAAAGUUCUCAAUGAUUUAUCAGAUCCCGAAGAUCUGGAUAAGGAUUCCCAAGCAGAAUCUACAAUGCAGUCUCCUCGGGGUUCCAUGCACAGACUUUCAGAAAAAAUAAAUUUCCAGUCUCAGUUAAUAUAUAAAAUGGUGGAGUCCUUUAAAAAAACAACCUUUGAAACUAGUCCACAGGUUCCAGAAGGUGAGCAGAAGGCAAGUUUCUCUACAGAUUAUCUGGUAGAGAGGUUUGCAAGGAAAGUUGAGCUAGAAAGAGAUUUCUGGGAUAGGGUUGAUCAGCUUGGAAAAGCUAUUGCGGGGAAUGAAGGGGUGGUAGAUCCCGAGGAGUCCAGUUUAAGACUAAGUUCAAGUUCAGAUCUUCUCCAAACCUUGGCAGACAAUACUCUGCUCAAAGCAGAGCUUGCACUGGCCAUUCAGAAGUCGAAGGCUCUGGAAGUCGAUCUUAAGAAAGUGGAAGCUGCCCUUGAAGGACCAUCUGUGGAGGGCACAGGAACAAAGACUUCUGGAUCUCUGACGUUAGGAGUCACUGACUCUGAGCCAUAUAGCUCUGAGAACGCUAGCGUUGCAUGUUCAGAGGAGCUUUCUUUACAGUUAAAGGAAAAUGCAGAUAAACUAAAGAGAAUCUCGUGUGCCCUAAUGUCACUAUCGCAUUCAGAUUGUCAGGGAGCUAUUCAGACUCUGUUGGAAACACACCAACAAAUUUCUAGCUGUGUUCAGUCUAGCAGUUCUCUGCCAUUACUUGUACACGAUGCUGUCGUGCAGGCCCAGCUUUGCUAUGUUGCUUGCAAAGCUCGGCUUGAAUAUCAGAGAGAGUUGAGGAGGAAUAUGAAUGCUUUGUGCACGGCUCACUCUGAAGCUUUAUCCAAGGUCCAUCAAGACUACCAGGAGAUCCUACAUCAGAAGCAGAGUGAACUCUCAGAAGUUUUGGAAAGCGAAAGGAAUGCAACUGCUGCUGUAACCAAUAAGGCCGGAGAAGCAGAAAGAUUUCUCGGUGAAGCUGAAGCAAAAUUCAAAGAAACAAUGUCACAGCUUGAAAAUGAAUACAAAAAUGAGAUGCAGAACCUGAUGGAUCGCUGGAUAGAAAGGGAGAACACUUUGAAAUCGCAACAGCUCGAGGUGGAUGCUAAACUUCAAGCUUCAGAACGUGAGAGGAAAGAAGCAGAGAGGCUUCAUUGGGAGAAAAUCAAGCAAUUAGAGGCUCAGUUCCAAGAGCAAAUUCAGGAGCUCCAGAUCAUUCACAGAAAUGAGAUAAAAAUUUUGGAGGAACGGUAUACACAAAGCAUCCAACAACUUCAGGAUACGCUUGACAGCUGUCAAAGGGAUCAACCAUACGCCCAGACACCAGUGGACUCCACUGCUUUCAGUGUCGCUUCUGAUGAAGAAAUAGUUUGUAAUAUAGACUCCAUGAAUGUCCUCAAAGGUCGAAUUCUAGAACUGGAAUCCCAGAUGGACAGAAUGAGAGAGGAACUUGAACAGAGACAUCCAGAAGAAAAUAUGUCCUCCAUAAAGGAGAAAUACCAGGCAGACUUUGAGAACCUGAAGGUCCAGUUAGAUUACAUUAUUAAGUCUUAUUUUACUGUCAUCUCAUUAUUACUGUUUCUAACUCUUGAAGUAAUAGGGGGUGAUUCGUGAUGCCCUACACCAAACUUCUCAGACCCUUUC